UUUGACAGCAAUUCUGUCGUUUUCGCGCCUCCUGUACGGCAUUUUUCAUCCUUCGCGGACAAAAAGUUUUCACACCACAGCAAAGUGCAAAUUUGCUUGGCCAAAUUGUAAAUUUUCGACGAAAAUCUAUAAAUCUGAACUAGAAAACUCUGUCAGCAGAAAGCAAGUUAAGUUUCCACAUAUUUUGCCAGUAGAAUUCUUGCGAAGUGAAACAACAAUGGCAAAAUUUGCAAAGCCGGCGGGAGGGCAAAAAUCUUUGGAAAAUGUUAACGAAGAAGCGGUUGUCUCGUCGUCUAGUGGUUUCUUGAGUGGCGAGGAAGAUGCUGUUGUUUCUCUCAAAGGAAAAGGACGUGGCCGUAAGGCCAAAAGGGAAGUGGUCAAAGAAGUGGAGGUCUUGCCGGCAACGGGAAAGUCAGUCAAGGUGGCAAAAGCUGGUGGUACGGGCCGAGGGCGAAAAAAAGUCGUAGCUGCAGAAGAGAAAGAACAAGCUACAACUUCAAAUUCCGUAGAAGAAGCUGUAAUAGAGAAAAAAUCGGCAGCACCCAAACGUCGCGGAAGGAAAGCGGCUGAAUCCGCUACGGUUGAUAGCGAACCGGUGGCAGCGGAGAAUUUGGAUGCGGAAAGUGAGGUAGCAAAAGCACCAGCAAAGCGUGGGCGCAAAGCAGCAGCUACGAAGGUUGAACCAGCCGCAAGUGAAAGUAAUGGUGUUGAUAGUGCUCCGCCGGCGACGGUUAACAAGGGACGAGGCCGGGGUAAAAAAGUUGCAGCUACAGCCGCCACAGCUAUUAAAGAGACUACUGCAAUACAAUCGCUUACGGAGGAGCCUACCACUCUGCGAAAGCAAAAUAAAUCUACGAAAGAAAUUGCAGUAGCUGAGGAUCAACAAAACGGCGAAGUUCCAAAAGAGGCCGUAAAAGACACAAAAAAGAAAAUAACUAAGGAAUCGAAGGUGAAAGUAGAGCAAACUGACGCAAGUGAUAGUAAAGCGCCAGGUUUGGACGAAAAUAAACCAAGGUCUAGGGGUAGAGCUGUAAAAGAAGAACAUGAGCAGGAUCAACCUAGCGAGAUACUAGAAAAAUCUUUGGAAAAGCCGGUUAAAAAAGCUGCAAGUAAGCGCAAAGGCAAUAAAAAAGAGUCAGUAAUAGAAAACUUAGCUCAGGCUAAUGAACUUGAAUUGGAUGUAAAAGCUGAGGAAGAAGUAAAUCCAAGUCCCAAAAAAAAGUCUAAAAAGGAACCUAAAGAAAAUAAAACAAAGGCAACCAAAAUUAGGGCAAGAGCAGAUAAAACACCCGAAAAGGAGGCCGGGGAACAAUUGGAGAAUAAUAUAAAAGAAACAAGCAAGAAACCACAGGGGCGCAAGCGAGGUGCCACAAAAACUGAUAUUUCCGAUGGUGUUGAAGAGGUCGAUGGAUCCAAACCGGCAAAAGCAAAGAAAACCGAAGGUGCUCUCAUCAAUUCCACCGUCACAAAAUAUAAUUCCGAAGACUUUAAACUACCCCAAGGUGAAGAGGGCGCAGAGCGAUUUAAUUUAAAAAUCUCAAGCUGGAAUGUUGCGGGCUUGCGUUCUUGGUUGAAGAAAGACGGCUUAGCUUUCUUGGAUUACGAAUUACCAGAUAUUUUUUGCUUACAGGAAAUCAAAUGCACUACCGAUCAACUGCCGGAGGAAGUUGCACGCAUACCUGGUUAUCACCCCUAUUGGCUCUGCAUGCCCGGUGGCUAUGCAGGUGUUGCUAUAUACUCGAAGAUAAUGCCGAUUAACGUUGAAUAUGGCAUUGGAAACACAGAGUUUGAUGCAGUUGGCCGCAUAAUUACAGCUGAAUAUGAGAAGUUCUUCUUAAUCAAUGUAUAUGUACCGAAUUCGGGACGAAAGUUAGUUAAUUUGGAGGCACGCAUGCGCUGGGAAAAACUAUUCCAAGAGUAUAUUAAACGUUUGGAUAUCAUAAAGCCAGUCGUCAUAUGUGGCGAUAUGAACGUGUCGCAUCAGGCAAUUGACCUGGCAAACCCUAAAACUAAUACUCGUAAUGCCGGGUUCACGCAGGAGGAACGCGACAAAAUGACUGAAUUGUUAGCUCUCGGCUUCGUCGAUACAUUUAGGCACUUAUAUCCAGAUCGCACAGCUGCUUACACAUAUUGGACUUACAUGGCAAACGCACGGUCACGCAACGUUGGAUGGCGUUUGGAUUACUUUAUCGUGUCUGAACGUUUCACUAAACGAGUAGUGGAGAACUGUAUGCGCUCACAGGUGAUGGGCAGUGACCAUUGCCCAAUUACAUUAUUUUUGAAAAUGUAGAGGAGUUGGUAUAGAAAUCGACGAGCCUCUUUGCAUUCUUUAUAAUCGUUAAUGUUUCGGAUCCAUUUUUCUAUAUAUUUUAUUUCUAAUUUUCUUUGUUAUUAUCAUAUUUAACGCAUAACCAGUGCAUAUCCAUGUCACGAAACUCAUUCCAUAAAUGGCUUUCAAGUUAAUGUAUUUAAGUAUCGUAACUUGUAAUGCUGUAAUUGUAGACUUUUCUGUACUAAAUUAUAAAAAUAACUUUCUAUGUGUAUACGAUUAGACCACUCAAUUAUUUUAAAUCCUGAUAAAUAAAACUAUUCAUAAAUAAGAUAUGUAUGUGUAAACUAGUGCUUACAAUUAUUACACCGCCAUAGUAAAGUGGUAAAGACUUCGACUCUGUCACUUCACGCUGCAUAUUAGAAGGCAUCAAAAGCACCGUCUUUACAACAGGAACUCAAAAGGUGGAUUGCGAAUUAUUUGAGUGGUCGACGGCCGUCAGUACCUUCUCGAAAUAAAACGUCAGGAUCAAGAAGGGUUAAACGGGAGUACCAUAGGGUGAGACCCUGAAUUUCCUCAUUGAGGUCGCAGAGGCAGAGUUUCAGCUUUCUCGUAUUACUCGGUCAGAAACAUUACGGUUUGGAUAUUCUAAACGCGUAAAUUCCUACUUAUCCAGACUCCCUAACGUACCAAAUGUGUGUUCUGCAUUUGAAAGUUCCCCGCAUGGCACUUCCCUAAGCCUACCCAAUCAACGCCUUUCCACUACAUUUGCUCCGUCCCUGUCGAAAUACCAAGUUUGCUGGGAGUACCGUUUGUUGAGCUUGAAGAAAACGAUCCCACGACAGUCGGCUCUACGUAACAGGAACAAGCCAGAUUCAUAUCUGGCCAGGACUCUAGCAUCCUUCCCCACAAAAAUUGAAAUAUUAGCUGAUUUAGGCAGGGCUAAGGAGCGUUGACAACAACAUUGAAUCACUUACCUAAAUAUAUACAUUAAAAGACAAAUAAAACAAAUCAAUUUUUCAAA
This is a messenger RNA of Rhagoletis pomonella (apple maggot), 3293 nucleotides long. It is a transcript of the gene Rrp1, whose product is annotated as recombination repair protein 1. Gene Ontology annotation, biological process: base-excision repair. The record is from RefSeq and is a predicted model, not a curated record. The transcript is spliced from 6 exons. NCBI's taxonomy places the organism in Eukaryota, Metazoa, Arthropoda, Insecta, Diptera, Tephritidae. Bases 218 to 2290 code for a protein of 690 amino acids. Gene Ontology annotation, molecular function: DNA binding; endonuclease activity; phosphoric diester hydrolase activity. Gene Ontology annotation, cellular component: nucleus.